AGCUGCCUGCUGGACCUGGUGAUCCUGCUUCCUUACAAAGGGAAAGAGCCUCCACCUACCUUGGUCUCUUUCCCUCCCCGGUUCCUCACUCCCUCUCUCCCCCUCGGGCUGGCAGGAUUCCUUGGGCAGAGCAUGCAAUCAGUUCGCAGGGAGCAGCCGCAGCCACAGGAAGGAUGCAGAAGCACAAUCAGAAGGAGCACCUCUACAAGCUGCUGGUGAUCGGGGACCUGGGAGUGGGCAAGACCAGCAUCAUCAAACGUUAUGUCCACCAGAACUUCUCCCCUCACUACCGGGCCACCAUCGGGGUGGACUUUGCCUUGAAGGUGCUGAGCUGGGAUGCUGAGACUGUGGUACGGCUGCAGCUCUGGGAUAUUGCAGGUCAGGAAAGGUUUGGAAACAUGACCAGGGUAUAUUACAGAGAAGCCAUGGGGGCAUUUAUUGUCUUUGAUGUUACAAGACCUGCAACGUUUGAGGCAGUGACAAAAUGGAAAGAGGAUUUGGACUCUAAGUUGGUUCUUCCAAAUGGCAAGCCUGUGCCGACAGUCCUCUUAGCAAACAAAUGUGACCAGGGAAUAGAUGUUCUUAUGAACAACGGCAUCAAGAUGGAUCAGUUCUGCAAAGAUAAUGGGUUUGUGGGCUGGUUUGAAACAUCAGCCAAGGAAAAUAUAAACAUCAAUGAAGCUUCCAGAUGCUUGGUGAAACACAUAAUUGCUAGUGAGAGUGAUCCAGUUCAGUCUAUUGAACCAGAUAUUAUAAAACCACACUUGAAUUCCUCCAAGAUUGUCAGUUGUUCAGCUUGCUUCAAAUCCUAAGAGACUUCCAGGCUAUCAAAAGAGCUGAAAAACUACAAUUCACAAUUUCUACUUUGUCCAACGUACCCAGCCUGCCCACAUUGUCCAUCAGCAGAUUGCCAUUUUCUCAAGAAUAUCCUUAAAUUUUUCCACAAUUUUUUUGACAGCCAAGAUUUAUUAUGUUCAUUGAUAGCAACUGUUCAAAACUGUCCUUGGCUAUUGGUCAAAUGAGACUCGUGGUGAUGGUGUGUUUUCCUGGUGGGAUAACACCACCAGUGAUAUCAAAACCUAUUACUUUGCAAUGUAGUUUCUGAAAGCUUUGUGAUGUGACUACAGCGAUACCCUACUUGUCCAUUGGUCCUCCAACUUGCCUACUCAAUACACUGACAAGGCAACAUCAUUGCACUGUUUUGUCACACAUCAAACUUCAAUGAUCUUGUUUCAUAUGAGGAAGAUGACGAUAAUGAAAAUAUAGCUGUUCAGAAAGAGAUAACAAGAAGGUAACAAAAUUGAACAUGAAGCAACCUUCCAUGUCAUUCAGUUCUCCAGAAGAUCUCAGCUCCUGAGAUUGAUGCAGUAUUUGCUCCCUCUUUCUGAAGAGUUAAAUUCUCAUAGUGUUAGCGUUGUUUUCAGAUGAAGCAAAAUGGAACAAGUCAAGGGUGAGGGGUGACAAGAAAAGGAAUCAGGGGUACAGCCUCAAAGAUGAAGCAGCUAAGAAUCUUCAGAAAGGUUAUCUAUUCUAUAAAGCCAGUAAUUCCUCUGAAAAGUACUCAUUCGUUUUGUUCUUACCUCUCCAUCCUUAAUGCCACAGAUGUCCCAGUGUGUUUGAACUAUGCAUAUACUGUAAGCCCCUGCAUGCAUCCCUCCAUCAUGGUGAUUCUCAUGGAAAAAUCCACUAUGCACACUAUAAUGUAACAGCUGAACUUUUCAGGAAUGCAUCUGUGUUUAAUAGCAGGGUAUCUGCUUUCUGAGAACAUUUCUUCUAAAACACUCAAUUGUAUGAAUGAUCGCAGGAAGUAAAAUGAAAUGGCCCUAAUAACCACUCCUGGAAUAUGUGCAGAAUUUGUUGAGCUGCUCUGUGGAAAUGAAGUGGUUGAUAUUCAGAAUCCCACAAAAUUUCAAUCAUUUAAACAAAUGUGUCUAGACAAGAAGUCUUGAUAUCUGGCUCAAGCCCCUGCAAGACAAACUUUGCCCGUCUCCUGCUGUAGACAAAUAACUUGCAUUUUCUAUUCCCACUCAUCCUUUUACUUCCUAAGCUAUGGACUCUCAGUGCCAGGAGCUGUCUUCUGAGAUGGCUUCUUUCCUUAAAGAUGUUAACGCCAUGGAGAGGAGGAGGCAGAAUCUUGUGACAUCCUGUGUUUGUGGACGUCAGUGCAAUACUUAACUGAACACUUAGUUGGCAAUGGAGUGAAACACUCAAAGGCUAGUGAAUAGGUGUUGAUUUAGAAAUCCUCAAGCUGACCUUAUCCUGUGAGACUUAUGGGUUUCUUCUGCCUCUGAAAUUCAUCCUAUUACUUGUCAGUGUUAGGUUUGUGGUAGGACUUGAUGACCUUUAAGGUCUUUUCCAGCCUAAAUUAUUUGAUGAUACUAUCACUGAAUGAGCUAUUACUACAUCAUAGGCACUGCAGAGGACAGCAGGGGACACAGACAUCAUGUGCUCUUCCUAAAGCCUUAAACUGGUUAUUUUUUGUCAUGGAAUUUUAGAGUAAGAAAGCAAGGUCUGUGGUUUUAAAAAUAAAAAUCCACAUCCGGAAUCAAUCUGUGCACACACAUAGAUGUAAGGGUCCAUAUAUAUCAUGAGCUGGCUUUUUUCGAGGAGAGUAAUUUUCAAGUUGUUUUGAUCGCAGUGUUACCCCUUAACACUUGUGUUAAACAUCCUUUAACUCCUGCUGUGAACUGGGUCAAAUAACUUAACCUUUCUGCCUCAGUUUCCUCAUCUGGAAAAUAGGGAUUGAUGUACACACCUACCUCACAGCACUCCUUGAAAGUUACUGUUGGCACCACGCUUUGAAGAUAUAUGUUAUACAAAUGCCAAGCUCUGUUACUGCUCAGAAUGAAAUAUGAGUGCCCUCUAGCAUAAAUACAUGGUGCUGUAAUGACUUAAUGUUCUAAAUCUAUCCAGGGCUUGUCUGUGCUGCAACAAUUAGCUUCAAUUAUUCCACUUCAGUUAACCUAGCCAAGGUUGUAAAGCAACGUGUGACUGCAUGGGAUGAUUAGAUUAGCUGCAGACGGCUGGAAACGGAAACUGGCUGUGCAGAUGUCAUGCUACUAGUUUAAUAAUCUCAGCAGCAAAGCUGCAAUACACAACUAGUGCCAGACCAGGUAGUUCAAGUUUAAAGCAUUAUUUAAGCCAAGUCAUAUGGAUGCCUUAUUAAGGAUAACACUCGAUUCAUAUCUUGAGCCAACACUGUUGGGAACAUGGCACCUAGGUAUUCAGAUGGCUUCUAAAGGGCUGAGUUUUCAUGAGCUGAACCCCAUGCUUUUCUUAUAAAUUGAUGCCUCAGGUGAAGCAGAGGAAGUUGUCAUUUCUCCCAAAAAUUAUUUUGUGCUCAACUUGCAAACUGCUCAAACAUAGCAGCUGCUAAUGUGUUUCAGUUACCUUCGGAUCACUUGUCUUUGGUGGCUUCUAGCCAAUAUUCAUUAAGCCUAAUGGUAGCUUCCUCAAAUGUUUGAGAGCUAUGGCUAAAGGUCUGGUAUAGCAGUAACUAAAGAAACUCACACAAAUAAAACACUUCAAGGACACACAGACCUUUAUGUUUAUGUGUGUUGUAUAAACCUGCUUUAAACUAUGGACUAAUCACCUGUUUCCCUUCUUUUCUGUGUUAAGUUUUACUGCAGUCACAAUUCUUGGGCAGAUUUUCCCGUCUCUGGUAGAUGGUGGAUAGAAUUUGGCCAAUUUCUAGAAUAAGGACUAAACAAGGUAUAUAUUCUAAACUCACACAUAUUUACACCAUGAGAAUUAGAACAAUAUCAUGAAGAAUCAGGCUUCCUUAGGAAGGCACAUAAUUCUAAAUGUUCAUUUCUAUUUGCACUGAAGAGAUAGGAAUCUGUCAAGUCUCUUUCUGUAAUGCAAUAAAUGUGUGAAUGCCACCUGGGUAUCUAGCAAACACAGCCCUUUCAGAAGUGGUUGUCGUAGGCAGGUCAGAAUAAAAGCUUUAAUUUAGAAUUAAUGAGCUCAGUUUGUGGCAAUACCCUUUCAGGAACAAAUGUAAAAUUUAGUUAUACUGUGUCAGUCUCUAACAGGUUUUGUUUAUGUAUUGAUACAUUCUGUGCUAUGUUCUCUUUGCUGGUCAUUAGGGACCAGGCAUCUUAAUUGCAUGGCCAUCUAAAAAUGAAACAUUUUCCCCUUCUGUUUGCAAUAAUUAAUAAAAGACAUGAGUCUAUGACCCUCUAAGUGAGCAAAGAUGGAUUUAAAAUUCAUUUUCAUUCUAGUCCUCCAUAAGCGCCCCUCUGGGUGUCCCAGCACCUAGAACCACAGGUGAGGUGCAGGGCAUGAGGGAUGAGCCCAAAUGACUCAUGAAAAAUGGUGAUUGAGCAUCUCCACCCCACGGCUUCAUUUACCAGCUCAGCCACAACACCAGGAAUAACAGGAUGACGUUUUCCAUCUUCAAAGCUCCAUACAAACAAAAUCUCAUAACUAUAAAUACCUUGGGAAGCAUAUACAUAUUAUUGAGAAGAAAAUGGAUGGAGUGAAAAGUAAAUAUUGCUUUUUUAUUCCAGAAGGAUCAUAAUUUAUUCGACCAAGUUGAGCUGUCAAGGGAAAGCCAUUUGGACCCUGAAAAUCUGGCUUUCUUCUUCUUAUGCAUUGGCUUUUUAGAUCAUAUAUUUUCAUUGAACUUUUCUAUUCAGGAAUAGUCAUUCCCAGCAGUACCUUGUGUACGCAGCUUGAAUUGUACAUCAGUAUUUUACCUUCAGACUUUUUUCUGUAGCUUCCAUUUUAACCUGCCUGACCAUAUAAAAGGGGAGGGAGGGAAGGAGAAGGUACGCGUUUAAAUAGCAGUUUUGUUUUACAUCUUAAAACACUCGGUCUAGGUGAAUGAAGUGAAAUUGUUAAAUAUAUGUGGAAAUGCAAUUGUAUGUCAAUUGCCAGGAAACAAUCAAUGAAAAUAUAUUUUACCGCACCAAUAUUUAUGCAUGUGACCGCAGGCUCUAUUGUAAUAAAAGAUGACAUUUCUGACAAGA
Messenger RNA from Pezoporus occidentalis (night parrot), 4973 nucleotides. RefSeq names its product RAB38, member RAS oncogene family (gene RAB38). The transcript is spliced from 3 exons. The coding region runs from base 174 to 812 and encodes 212 amino acids. Gene Ontology annotation, cellular component: phagocytic vesicle; Golgi apparatus; trans-Golgi network. Gene Ontology annotation, molecular function: GTP binding; GTPase activity. Gene Ontology annotation, biological process: endosome to lysosome transport; phagosome-lysosome fusion. Lineage: Eukaryota; Metazoa; Chordata; Aves; Psittaciformes; Psittacidae. The record is from RefSeq and is a predicted model, not a curated record.